CUGAUUAACCGUUACAUCCAGAAGAAUCUCGCCAUCAAGUGGGAAAAUAGUAGACUUGCAGUUUUUGACUUACAAGCGGAGUAAAAAAAAAUCGAUCAAAUAGUGAUGAGAGCUGCAGUGCUCCGACUACGCCAGACGCGGUCAAUGGAGUCAACUCGGGGAGCAACUCGCUACUUUAGCGACGGCAAAGGCCGUAUCUUGAGCGAGGAGGAACUUGCUGCUGAGAAAGUCUACAUUCAGAAAAUGGAGAGGGAGAGGCUAGAGAAGCUGAAGAAGAAGGCUGAGAAAGAGAAGUUAGAGAAAGAUAAACAGGGUUCCGAUAAGAAAACUGAAGAGCCACAGAAGGGCUGAAACGAAACCUAAACACUUGCUAUGGAGCAAUAAUCAGAAAUAAAUGUAUGACUUUUGGUGAGAUUAAGUCUGUUUAAUAAGGUGGUCCUGUCAAUAUCUUCUCUCAUUAAGAGUCAUAGACAUGGCUGUGUUGUUGUUUACUGUUCUUGAUCUACGGAGAAGUUGUUUUCUGUACUUUUUAGUACUCUUCCUGGAUGUAUAUACACAUACACUGGUGUCAUGACUGAUUUACUGUCGCGAAUGCACAUUAAUGUGUUUGCUUGUAUAUACAAAUGGUGCCAUUAAUGC
This is a messenger RNA of Mangifera indica (mango), 639 nucleotides long. RefSeq lists its product as uncharacterized. The record is from RefSeq and is a predicted model, not a curated record. The coding region runs from base 106 to 351 and encodes 81 amino acids. The transcript is spliced from 3 exons. NCBI's taxonomy places the organism in Eukaryota, Viridiplantae, Streptophyta, Magnoliopsida, Sapindales, Anacardiaceae.